Trichoplusia ni (cabbage looper) is the source of this 1696-nucleotide messenger RNA. RefSeq lists its product as uncharacterized. The transcript is spliced from 9 exons. Lineage: Eukaryota; Metazoa; Arthropoda; Insecta; Lepidoptera; Noctuidae. The record is from RefSeq and is a predicted model, not a curated record. Gene Ontology annotation, biological process: septate junction assembly.
GCGACACACAGAUAGCUGGGAACAGUGACGAACGGCGUUUUAGCGAAACCGGGCAGAAACAAAAGACUGUGGUAUUCUCAACAAGUGAUAUUGUGUUGUGAAAAUGGUGUCUGUGCAAACAAUCGCGACUAUAGUCGUGAAGACCUUCAAAAUUGUCCUGAACAUAGUGAUCCUCGUUCUGUACAGAACUGGUUACAAUGGCGAGUUCCUGGGGGUGGGUGGUACUUGGAACCUCAAUGAGGAGAAGAAUCCUGACGCUGAGAUCGUGGCCUCCGGUGUCAUUGUCGGCUACCUGAUAUACACACUCGCGCAAGUCGUCACUUACUUGUUUGGCACUACUGAACACAAGAGAGCCCUGUCAGAAAUUGUGAUGAACUUCGUGGGAGUGUUCCUGUGGAUCGCGGUGGGGGCUGUGGCGCUGCACUACUGGGGCGGAUACCAGGGCGAGCACCAGUACCAGUUUGUGUUCGCUGAGAAACAGGUCGGUCUGGCUGUCGGCGCACUCUGCGUGAUCAACGGCGCGGUGUACCUCCUAGAUACGGCGCUCUCCGUCAUACACUACACUAAAGAGAUGUAACUUAUGGAUCAUAUAUACGUGAAUUUAGUAACAAUUUCGCCCAAUUCCAGGGAUUUUUUGAGUGAGUUGGACUUGGAAACCGCCAAAAUUGCUCCACUAACGGAAACCGUUUCUGAGUACGGCGGUGGAGCUCGAGUAGUGUGGGCGAUGUCGGCGGGCGACAGAGAGGCAGAGGCGCAAGCCAAGAAGGGAGAUGAAGCGGCUUCGAACGACCGCGACAGCAGGGCGGCGGCUGCCAUCAAGCAGUACUGGUGUGUGGGGCUGCGAGCCGUCGAACUGAUCAUCGCAGUGAUAGCCAUCGGUUUGAUAGUCGGCGCCCUGUACUCCCCUCAAGUAGUCCAGUCAGACCAUAGACACAUCGCCGUUAUCUAUUCGGCUUACUCAAGCUACAUCAUCAUCACCGGCGUGCUGAUCAUCGCGCGGCUGUUCGGCGAGUCCCCCGGCUGGAGGACGUCCAUCGGUUUCUCAGUCCUCGGUGUCAUCAUGUUCACCGCCGCCGCCGCUGUCAUAUUUUAUGAUUGGCACAGGUCAUAUUACGCGAACCUCCGCCCUAACAAGCAAGCUUACGACCUCCUUAUAGCUUCAGGAGUGUUCGCAGUGAUCGACGUCGCUGUGUUCCUCGUCCAUGCGUUCAUCACAUUCAGAGAGGAGGCUGACUAUUAAGUCACUCCGCUAAUAUUCAACUGAUCUUCAUUUAUAAUUAUUAUCUACUUUCGAAACCAAAGUCCAUGUAAACAACCUUUUUUACCGCUACCAUAGUUGACAUAUUUUAAUUUCAUCAUUUCGAAUGCAUCCUUUUUUCUGUUAGUCUAAACUCAAUUUUCAAAAACCCGUUGUAAACCCGUGUAACCGACUUCUUUUAGUUUUAAGAUUUUUUAGAGUAUUAUUUUGACAUCAUUUUAAUUUUAAAGUUUGUUAUUGUCUAUGAAUUAAGUUAAUUGUGUAUAGGAUUAUUGUUAUAAUUAUGGACCUUUUGGGUAGCUAAUGCUUUAUUCUUAUUUAUGUACCUUUGAACUGUUGCCCUCUGCAGUAGCUACACAUAUUUCAAAGCAGGCAGGCUAUAUAACUUUAAAAAAGGCAGACGAUUUUCAUAUCACAAAAGGGAGGCUAUUUUAAUUU